Synchiropus splendidus (mandarinfish) is the source of this 1506-nucleotide messenger RNA. RefSeq names its product gastrula zinc finger protein XlCGF17.1-like. NCBI's taxonomy places the organism in Eukaryota, Metazoa, Chordata, Actinopteri, Syngnathiformes, Callionymidae. Bases 95 to 1255 code for a protein of 386 amino acids. The record is from RefSeq and is a predicted model, not a curated record. The transcript has 2 exons.
GCGGAAGUAAACAGACCAGGAAGUUCUGUUGAACUCGGUUUUUGCUUCCAAAUGUGCACCUUCUCGUCCUUGCGCUCCUGAGGGUUCGGCAGCGAUGGAGAAACAGCGCAAAGGUGUGAAAGAAGAGCCACAGGAGUGCAGUUCCAAACUGGACCCUGAAUGUCCAAGUGUUAAAGAGGAACAGGAGGAUGAAGACGCUGCAGAGUCCCUCUUCAAUAUUGUUGUAGUCAAGGAUGAAGAUGUUGAAGAGGGUGCUGAGUCUUUAGAGCCACAGACCAACAGCUCAACUCAACUCAUGAAAACUGAGCCUAUUGGAGACACAUGCAAAGGACCAGAACCAGUUACCUGCUCCCAUCCUGGUCUACAAUCUGACCAGAAGAGGUCACUCUCUUCCGGAUCUGACACUGAUGACAGUGAACAUUGGCAGGGAACCAGAACCUAUCCUUCCUCUUCUGUCAGUGAGGCGAGAGAAGGUGACCCAUCUCUGAGCUGCACUGAGUGUGGGAAAACAUUCAUCUCCAAGUCUGGACUCUGUCAACACAGAAAAACAUGCAGUGGGGAAAAAUCUUCUACCUGUUUGUUGUGCGGGAAAAGCUUCACGAAGAAAUGCAAUCUGAAGACUCACAUGAGAAGUCACACUGGCGAGAAACCUUUCAGCUGUUCAGUGUGUCAAAAAUGUUUUGUUCAGCGAGGCGAUCUGAAUAAACACAUGAGAACACACACUGGAGAGAAACCGUACUGCUGCUCGGAAUGUGGAAAAUGUUUUAAUGAUAGCGGAGAUCUGAGGAAUCAUGCGAUCAUUCACACAGGGGAAAAGCCCUUCUCCUGCUCUGAAUGUGGGAAAUGUUUUAAUCAGAGAAGAGUUCUUAAUCGACACAAGGUCAUUCACACCGGUGAGAAGACGUUUUGUUGCUCAGAAUGUGGAAAAUGUUUUAAUGACAAAGGACAUCUCAAGAGACACAUGAGAACUCAUGUCGGAGAAAAACCAUUUCACUGUUCACUAUGUGGUAAAUGUUUUAAUCGUAGCGAACAUCUGAGGCGACACAAGGCCAGCCACACGGGAGAGAAACCUUUCAGCUGCUCGGAAUGUCAUAAGUGUUUUAACAACAGAGGAGAUCUGAAGAGACACAUGAGAAUUCAUAGCGGAGAGAAACCAUUUAAUUGCUCAAAGUGUGGCAAACAUUUUAAUCAGCGAGAUUAUCUGAAGAAACAUGAACAAACUCACAUAUCAGGGAGUGUUUCCACAGCUCAGUGAUGGGAGAGACUUGAGACAAGUGAUGUUGUUUUGGAAAUUGCUCAGAGAACGGCGUCUGUGGAGAAAUGUGGCUGUCAGUGUCAUGACCUGUUGUACGUAAUCAGUCAUUUUAUACGUAAUUCAUUGCCCUUACAAGGGUCACCUGCUCCUCUGCCGUGUGAUGCACUCACAGGUGAAGCCCUGUGGCAUUUAGAAUCCACAGUGCAGGAGAGAUCUCUGAAACACAUCAUCUGAUGUGACAAUGAAUAAAA